CUAUUGCCAACUGAUCUCUGCGACACCCGGGAUAUUUUAAAGAGUGCUGCCGAGGAGAGAUAUUUCCACCCAGAAAUGGCCCGGCAGAGCGGCGGGAAGGUGAGGCACAAGCGGCAGGCCCUGCAAGACAUGGCCAGGCCCCUCAAGCAGUGGCUUUACAAGCACCGUGACAACCCGUACCCCACCAAGACCGAGAAGAUACUCUUGGCUCUGGGCUCGCAGAUGACGCUGGUGCAGGUGUCAAAUUGGUUUGCUAAUGCAAGACGUCGGCUUAAGAAUACCGUUCGACAGCCAGAUUUAAGCUGGGCUUUAAGAAUAAAGUUGUACAACAAGUAUGUUCAAGGAAAUGCUGAACGACUUAGUGUAAGCAGUGAUGAUUCAUGUUCUGAAGAUGGAGAAAACCCUCCAAGAAACCACAUAAAUGAAGGGGUCUAUAGUAAUCCAGUACAUCAUCCUGUGAUUAAAAAUGAAAGCUCAGUCAUAAAAGCUGGAGUGAGGCUGGAGUCACGGGCCGGUGAGGACUACGUGUCACCCCCAAAGUACAAGAGCAGUUUGUUGAACCGUUACCUGAACGACUCUCUUAGACACGUCAUGGCUACAAAUGCCGCCAUGAUGGGAAAGACAAGGCGAAGAAACCAUUCGGGAUCUUUUAGUUCCAAUGAAUUUGAGGAAGAAUUGGUGUCUCCCUCGUCAUCAGAAACUGAAGGCAACUUUGUCUAUCGCACAGACACUCUGGAGAAUGGAUCCAGUAAGGGAGACAGUGCAGCUAAUAGAAAGGGUGCAAGCAAGGAUGACACAUACUGGAAGGAGAUUAAUGCAGCUAUGGCCUUAACAAAUCUUGCACAGGGAAAAGACAAACUACAGGGAACCACCAGCUGCAUUAUCCAGAAGUCAUCGCAUAUAGCGGAAGUAAAGACGGUCAAAGUCCCGCUGGCCCAGCAGUUCUAAGCAUCUGUCACUUUUCAGAUCAAUGGCUAUUCCUCAUGUCCAUGUUUUUUCAUAAAUCCUCAUUUUCAGAGCUGAAGUAGCGUAAAAAAGACUCCCUUUCAAACCUCUUCUUAUUUUUUAAUUAUCCUAACUAUAUCAUUUAAUUGCUUCUAUAAAAGACAUAUAAGUUAUAAAAAACCUCACUUUAAUCAAAAAUAUUAACUUAUUUUAUGUUACUCAAAACUAUGCAUAAAAUGUCUGCAUUGCCAUUACAGUAAGUGCCUUGCUUCCUGAAAAUAAGCUACAACGUGGGCAUAGCAGAACAACUAUGCCUCAAAAUGACAGCGCCAUCAUGCUUAUUAGCCUGUGUGUAUCGUUCCAGAUGGACAUUCCAGGACAGAAACCAUAACUGUUGAAAGCCCUUGAAAUGCAGUCAAUAAUUCACAUGUUAAAACUUGAAAAUCUAUUCAGUCCAAGUGAAAUGCUCCCUUAAGAAAAACUUUUAUAGUAUUUUAAACGGUUUGGUGUGCUUUUCCGAGUGACAGUGAGAAUUUUAUGCCUGCAUCUGAUAUGCCAAACUGAAAGCCAUUGUGUACCUUCAAGAAGCGUCUCAGUGAGUUCACUGUGAUCAGCAACCUUUCUCCAAGCACUGCUGGAAAACACCAUGCCCUUUA
Condylura cristata (star-nosed mole) is the source of this 1601-nucleotide messenger RNA. RefSeq names its product mohawk homeobox (gene MKX). Gene Ontology annotation, molecular function: RNA polymerase II cis-regulatory region sequence-specific DNA binding; DNA-binding transcription factor activity, RNA polymerase II-specific. Gene Ontology annotation, biological process: regulation of transcription by RNA polymerase II; muscle organ development; cell development. The record is from RefSeq and is a predicted model, not a curated record. The coding region runs from base 76 to 948 and encodes 290 amino acids. The transcript is spliced from 6 exons. Lineage: Eukaryota; Metazoa; Chordata; Mammalia; Eulipotyphla; Talpidae. Gene Ontology annotation, cellular component: nucleus.